Messenger RNA from Glycine soja, 1637 nucleotides. RefSeq names its product protein ECERIFERUM 26-like. The transcript is spliced from 2 exons. The record is from RefSeq and is a predicted model, not a curated record. The coding region runs from base 66 to 1370 and encodes 434 amino acids. Gene Ontology annotation, molecular function: acyltransferase activity, transferring groups other than amino-acyl groups. Lineage: Eukaryota; Viridiplantae; Streptophyta; Magnoliopsida; Fabales; Fabaceae.
ACACAACCAAACCCUCUUGACCUUGUGAUAUCUCUCUCUUUUAAUUUCUAGGAUCAAACCAAAAAAUGGUCUUAGAAGAGAGUGUAGUGCAUGAUGUGAGGCUAUCCUCAGUUGGGCCGGGCCGGGCCACCGGGUCGGACGUAUUCCACAACCCGGGUGGCUUGGACUUGGCCAUGAAGCUUCACUACCUUAGAGUGGUGUACUUCUUUGAUAGUGAGGCUGCACAAGACCUAACCAUCAUGAAAAUUAAGGAUGGCAUGUUCACUUUGUUCAACCAUUACUUCAUCACCUGUGGCCGGUUCCGGCGAUCGGAUUCCGGUCGACCCUUAAUCAAGUGCAAUGAUUGUGGAGCAAGGUUCAUUGAGGCCAAGUGCAACAAAACCCUAGAUGAGUGGCUAGCCAUGAAGGAUUGGCCCUUGUACAAGUUGCUCGUCUCUCACCAAGUCAUUGGCCCAGAACUAUCUUUUUCUCCUCCUGUUUUGUUCCAGGUGACUAAAUUUAAGUGCGGCGGAAUUUCAUUGGGUCUUAGUUGGGCCCACGUAUUGGGGGAUCCUCUUUCGGCUUCAGAAUUCAUUAACUCUUGGGGUCUAAUAUUGAAAAAUAUGGGCCUAAAAAUGCUUUUUAACAUCCCAAGAUCCAUCCCAACACCCGGACAGCCCGGACCUGAAAAGGAUCCAGUUUCAGCAAAACGGAUCGACCCGGUGGGAGAUCAUUGGAUUCCAGCCAACAACAAAAAAAUGGAGACAUUCUCCUUCCACCUAACUAGCUCCCAGUUGAACUACUUGCAAGCACAAAUUUGGGGUCCAAGUCUUGACCAAACCCCUCCUUUUGAAUCACUAUGUGCCAUGAUUUGGCGUUGCAUGGCCCGAAUUCGACCAGGAUCCGAACCCAAAACCGUAACUGUGUGUAGAAGCAACCCCUAUAAGAGGGGCAAUGAUAUCAUUGGUAACAACCAAGUGAUAUGCAAGGUUGAUGCUGCAAGUGAAUCCUCAAUUCUUGACACUGAUUUGACAGUUUUAGCUAGCAUGCUUGUGGAUCAAGGUGUGGAUGAGAGGAAGCAAAUUGAGGAAGCAGUUGAGAGAGACCAAGGUGUGAGUGAUUUCUUCGUCUAUGGUGUCAACUUGACAUUUCUAGACUUACAAGAAACCAAUGUGUAUGACUUGCAAUUGAAGGGACACACACCAAAGUUUGUUUACUACACCCUUCAAGGUGUUGGAGAUGAAGGGGUUGUUUUGGUGUAUCCAUUGCCCAAAGGUUCUAUGGAGAAUGGUGUUGAUGGGAAGUUUCUGACCAUGAUUUUUCCGGAGGAUGAAAUGGUGAAGCUUAAAUCUGAGCUCAAGAUAAUUGGUCUUUUGCUUGAGAAUAAUUAAGUUUUAAUGAGAUUAAAAGCAUGUUUGACUUUCCGUUCAUCUUGUUAGCACGAAUUUCAAUUUUAAAUUCAAUGGUCAACCGUAUAUUAACGCAAAAGGAAUGAUGGAGAUGCUUUUGCAAACUUCAUUUUUCACCAAUGUUGGUUCGUCGAAUACCCAAACACGCAUUAAAUAUUUGUUAAUGAAUAAAUUUCUUUUUUAUUUGAUGUAUCUGUGAGCAAGGAAAACUUUCAGUUUGUAAUACAUAAUUUAUUGUUUUAAAGUCAA